GGAGAAUUGCUGCUGUGCUUUUUGUACCACCAGUCCAUUAGCAUCAUCUUGUUCUUUAAACCCUGUAUUUUCUUCCAUCGCUCCAUUCAAAAGCUUAAUGGACCGCUCCUGUGAGAUUGUCGAGGACAUGGAGGCCAACAAAGUGCGGAAGAUGAAGAGACGAAUCUGUCUGGUGCUUGACUGCCUCUGUGCCCACGACUUCAGUGACAAGACUGCCGACCUCAUCAACCUGCAGCAUUACGUCAUCAAAGAGAAGCGACUGAGCGAACGCGAGGCCAUCGUUAUUUUCUAUGAUGUGGUGAGAGUGGUGGAGGCAUUGCAUAAGGUGAGCUGCCAACUGCUUUUAAAGUCAAUGUAA
Molecule: messenger RNA, 358 nt
Organism: Sinocyclocheilus rhinocerous
Lineage: Eukaryota; Metazoa; Chordata; Actinopteri; Cypriniformes; Cyprinidae
Product: serine/threonine-protein kinase 40-like
Exons: 2
Coding region: 98-358 (86 amino acids)
Source: RefSeq, a predicted model, not a curated record